Macrobrachium nipponense is the source of this 957-nucleotide messenger RNA. RefSeq lists its product as uncharacterized. Lineage: Eukaryota; Metazoa; Arthropoda; Malacostraca; Decapoda; Palaemonidae. The record is from RefSeq and is a predicted model, not a curated record. The transcript has a single exon. The coding region runs from base 1 to 957 and encodes 318 amino acids.
AUGGCAGACAACUCCCGCCCAUCCCAUGUCAUAGCCCACCCGUCCCAGCACACGCAGCAGUUGAGGCCCGCCUGUCCUGGGACCCGUGGCGGACAUUGCCAGCCCGCUCAGGCACCUGCGGCAGGCCCAGUCCGACAGUCUUGGGACCCGUGGCGCACGUUGCCCGCCCUUUUCCCGACCCCUGCGGUGGGCGCUGCACCCGUGACGACGUCGCCCGACUGUCCUGGCAACAGCGAUGGACCCAGCCCACCAAUCAUGGGACCCGUAGUGGAUGUCGCCCAAUCCAUUCCGGAACACGUGGCGGGGCUGGAUCCGCAAGUCCCAGGAUCCAUGGCGUACGUCACCCACCCGGCCCGGCCCCGGCGCGACAUUCCCGGUCCCUGGGACACGCCGCAAGCCCAAGCCUGCCCAUCCUGGUCCCAGGACCUGUCCCAGUCCCAGGACCUGCGGCAGGCCCAGCCCUCCCAUCCCAGUCCCGGGACCCACGGUGGGCCCAGCCCCGCCUGCCCCGGUCCUGGGUCCAGCGGUGCAUGCCCGGCCCACCCCACCCAUCCCGCUCCCAGGACCCGCGGCAGACAUCGCACGCCCACCCCGGUCCCCGGAUCUGUAGCAAGCCUGUCCCGCCCGUCCAGGAACAGUAGGGGUCCUGCUCGUUCCCACUCCUGGGACCCGCGGCGUACGUCGCCGGCACCCGGUUUCGUGAACUGUGUCGGGCCCUGCCUGGCGGUCAAUGCCCGCUGGCCCCGGUCCGGGGAACUACGGCAGGCCCAACCCACCCAUCCCGGGUAUCCAGUGGCGGACAUCGCACCGCCUGACCCAGGACCCGAGGCGGACACCGCCCGCCCGUCCCGGGGGCAUGUGGCAGACAUUGACUGCCCGCCCUGGACCCGAGGCCCAACCAUCAUGGGACCCCUGGCGGACAUCCCCAACCCAUUGUGGCACACAUGGCUGGCGUGA